AUGUAUCCCGAUGCCAGAAAUAACCCACGUCUAUGUAGAGGCAAUAGAAAUAUACGUCAAGCAAAUGGAACCACUCAUCGUGCCUCUUCUCGUCCAGUAACAUCAGCACAUACCUACUGGUGUCCAAGUUCAGUAACAGAUAAUUCUAACAAUGGAUCUGGACAUCAUAACCAUUAUAGACCAUGUGACAGCCUUUGCUACCCGUAUAGCAGAAAUAAUCCCUGGAUGACUGUCAGUGACUUUUUAUGCCAUCCUUCAAGAAACUCUGGCCACAGAAGAGGUUUUCCAUAUCCCGGACAUGUAUUUGGUGGCCAUCAAAUUAUUCGGACGCUAUCAACCUCUGAGUCUUCAACCAAUCCAAACUAUUCGGUUGAGUCCACCUACUUAGUUCAAGCUGGUUCUUCAGAAAGUGAUACUUCCUUGUCUAUUCGGCAACGACCAACAGCUAACUUAAAAGUAGAUUGUAAACCUAAUAAUCAUGAUAAUUUGAGAAGUAACCUUAUCGAUGAAUUGCGCAGUAGCACAUAUCAGUGUAUGAUAUGCAUUUCAGAAAUUCGUGUUACUGACCGAAUUUGGUCAUGUGCUACGUGUUAUCACAUUUACCACCUAUCAUGUAUCAGGUCUUGGGCCAAAAAAUCAUUCCAGGAACCUAACAUCGAGUCUGGUUCAUCUUCCGUUUGGCGCUGUCCAUCUUGUCAAACAAAUUAUGAUAUGUCUCCCCAACUAAUUUCUUACCGAUGCUUUUGUGGACGCACUGAAAAUCCUGAAUUUCACCCUGCUCGUUUUACAAUACCACAUGGUUGUGACCAGGUUUGCAGUAAAGUGAAACGUAUAACUUCUGCAUCCAAUUUGUCUGAUUAUCAGUGCACCCAUCUUUGCACAGAACUUUGUCAUCCAGGUCCAUGCCCUCCAUGUUUAGCAACUAUCACUUUGAGUUGCCCAUGUGGAAAAUCUCAACGUCCUGCUACUUGUGGUGAUCCUAAUCUUCAACCUUGUGGUCAAAUAUGUGAACGUCAGCUUUCAUCUAAUUGUGCAACUGGUUUUCAUACAUGUUUAUUAACUUGUCAUUAUGGUUCUUGUAGUCCUUGUCAGUGGAUGAUUGAAACAGCUUGUUUUUGUGGUCAGGAUAAUAAUGUAAAGUUGAUUUGUGGCAGUAAUGAAAUACGAAAAUGCACUUUUUCUCAGAAAGAUUUACAAACUUUACGUACAGCUUUUGUGGAAUUGCAAAGUAAAAUAAUCAGUAACGAUUAUUCUGAUAUUUUAAAACUCCAGCAAAUAUCAAUUACUGACGAAUUAUCAUUACAUGCUAAUGAUGAUUUAAACAAUAGUUUAUCCUCUCAAUUAUCCAAACCUGAUAUCCACAUUACUGAUUCAACUAGAAUAGUUAAUGAUAAUAAUAAACAAAUUAUUUCGUCUGAUUUACUAUUGGUUAAAAUUGGUCCUACUUUCUCAUGUGAUCGUGUGUGUGGUCGUCAAUUAAGUUGCAACAAUCAUAAGUGCUCAAAUUACUGUCAUUCUGGAGAAUGUCCACCUUGUGCACUUGAUCCGGCAUGGUGUUUAACCUGUCCUUGUGGAAAAACACCUCUCACUAAAUUGGUAUCAACAAGUUGUUUAUACGGCAAUCGACAAUCUUGUACGGAUCCUCUACCUACUUGUCCUAAUAUCUGUGGGCGUCCUAGAUCACUAUGUGGUCAUACAUGUUCAGAAUAUUGUCAUACUGGCCCUUGUCCUCCAUGUGAAUUAUCUAUUUCAUUAAAAUGUCGUUGUGGACAAAGUUCAAAAGUAAUGACAUGUCAAGAGUUCUCUAAAUUAUCAGAUAAAGAAGGCGCUCCUGAACUCUGUUGUCAACGCGUAUGUAAGAAGAAAUUAAUUUGUGGUCGACAUAAAUGCAAAACAUUAUGUUGUAAUGAUACUAUACACUCAUGCCCUGAAAUCUGUGGCCGUCGAUUAUCUUGCCAACUACAUUAUUGUGAAGAACAGUGUCAUUCAGGCCCAUGCAAUUCUUGUUGGCGUGGUGUGAUUUAUUCAGAACUAGUAUGCCGUUGUGGUCACACCAUACUGCAUCCCCCACAGCCCUGUGGAUCUAGUGCACCUGAAUGUAAUCAACCUUGCAGUCUCGCACAUAAUUGUGAUCAUCCAGUUAAACAUACGUGUCAUAUGGAACCUAAGUGUCCACCUUGUACAGUCAUAAUGAAUAAAGUUUGUCCAGGAGGACACGGAGUACAGUUUAAAGUGCCUUGUUUUCAAGAAGUUCGAAGCUGUGGACGAAUUUGCAAUAAACCACUUUCAGGUUGCUCACAUCUUUGUCAGCGUAAAUGUCACGCCGGUCCUUGUUUGGAUCUCACUACAUCCGACGAAGAAUGUGAUACUGUAUGCAUCCAACCCUGUCAGAAACCUCGUCCUGGUUGCGGACAUCCAUGUGGUUUACCCUGUCACGAAGUUCGAAAUCAAUCAUGCUUGGAGGCUUUUUCUAAUCACGGUUCAGAAAGCCAGUUGAUUUGUACUGCAUUAGUAGAUGUCGUCUGUCGCUGUGGAAAUAUCAAACAAAAACAACAGUGUCAUCAGGUGUAUACAAAGCAAUAUCUACUUUUGGAGCAUGAACGCAAUAUGGGCAGUGCACCAUUGACAGGUAGUCAUUCACUUUUUACUGAACAUGAUUCUCAAAAGCCAAUACCUCUAUUAGCUUGUGAUAAUUCUUGUACUAGUUCUACAGAAUCACAUACAACCAGUCAAUAUGCUAAUACAAGCAAUUGGAAGAGAGGUUUAACAAACAGUUCUGAUGCUAUGUUGCCUAAUUCAGAUGAAAAUGAGUGCCCAUUUGAUCCUCCGGAGUAUCCUGAUCAUUUAAAGCAGUUUGCACUAAGAAAUUUUACUUUUGUUGAGAAUAUUGAAGAACAGUUGAAAAGUAUGAUUAUGCAGUUCUUGAAAUCCAAUAUUGAACCUACUGAUCCAAAUAAUCCUAAAGAAUACCCCAAAGUUCUGGUUCAUCAUUUUCCGCCUAUGAAUAAAAGAAAACGUCGAUUCAUUCAUGAUAUUGUAGAAUACUAUGGUAUGGAAGCUUGUACUUAUGAUCCGGGACCUAACUGUCAUGUAAUGGUUAUUGCGAGACGUGGUUAUUCCAAACUGCCUGCAGGAUCAAUGAGUAAUCGUGGAAGCCUUACCAGUGUACUCAAACGAGAAUAUCCUGGAGCCGUGAAGCUUUCCAACGAACAACCGAAAUUGGUAAAAGAUCCUAAGACUGACUGCAAUGUAUUACCUGUUUCAAAUAUUUCGACUUUGUCUUAUGCUCAAAUACUACGUGGAAAAAUCACUUAA
Schistosoma guineensis is the source of this 3315-nucleotide messenger RNA. Lineage: Eukaryota; Metazoa; Platyhelminthes; Trematoda; Strigeidida; Schistosomatidae. The record is from the annotation of a GenBank genome assembly.